Molecule: messenger RNA, 2473 nt
Organism: Linum trigynum
Lineage: Eukaryota; Viridiplantae; Streptophyta; Magnoliopsida; Malpighiales; Linaceae
Source: the annotation of a GenBank genome assembly
GUUAUUAUAUGGGUUUUACAAAGGUCUCCUUGAUGGGAUCAGGGGGAUGGGAAAACUGGCUCGAUUUUUCGGUUUAAUUGAAUUUGAACCGAUAAGUUUCUUAUAGGUUUCACAUUUUUUUUAUUAUCCCGAGCCGAUUUGUAUUUCAACGAUUUCGGUUUAAACCGGAAACCAAUAAAAAAAUCAAAAUCAAGAUCUACCUUUCAUAUCCGUGCCAUGGAACCAAUAGGUCUAAGUAGAAUUCAUCAUACUAUUAGGGUGGAUGGGUUUUGGUUUUCGAUUAUACUAACCUAAACGAACAUGUUAAGAGGUUUACCGAUUUUCGAUUUACAAAACAACGAAAAGCUCUUAACAGGUUCGGUUUCGAUUUUGAGGAAACAAUCUAGAUAGGGUUUCGGUUUUUAAUGUUGAAAACCAAUAGUCUCCUUAAUGGGUACGGUUUCUUUUUUUGGUGACUUUUUUUUGUGUGAUCGGGUACGGUUUCAAUUUAGCUCAAUUUCCAAAAUUUUAAUGGUUUCAAUUCUGAACCAAACCGUACAGACAUCCAUUUGUUAUAAUUUACUUAUUUUGUAUUAUUGGAUUGCAGGAUUCCACCAGUCGAAAUGGGGAUACGAAAACAUUUCAGUGGUCGAACAAGUGAUUGAGAAUUAUAUGAAAGCUGACAUUCCUUUAGACGUGAUAUGGAACGAUGACGAUCACAUGGACUACCAUAAGGACUUCACCGUGAGCCCCGAGAAUUAUCCUCUCGACAAGCUCAAAUCCUUCCUGGAAAAGAUCCACAGUUUGGGAAUGAAUUACGUCGUGCUCACUAAUCCAGGAAUCAACGUCAAUUCCACUUAUGAGGUCUACCAGAGAGGCAUGGCAGACGACGUGUUCAUCAAGUACGACGAACAACCAUACUUGGGCAAGUUAUGGGUCGGACCGGUCCAUUACCCGGACUUCCUCAACCCAAAGACCGUCUCGUGGUGGGAGGACGAAAUUCGUCGCUUCCACGACAUGGUCCCCAUAGACGGGUUGUGGCUCGACAUGAACGAACCUUCCAACUUCUGCCCUGGACUCUGCAAUUUCCCACUUGGCGACUGCCAUUCUUGGGAAUGUUGCCUCGUUUGUCGGAAGAUCAACGAGACGAAGAAGUGGGAGGAUCCUCCUUACAAGAUCAACGUGAUGGGAUCGAAAGAGUACAUCGGCUUACACACCAUUGCCCCUAGUGCGGUUCACUACAACGGCGUGUUGGAGUACGAUGCACACAGCCUUUAUGCACUUUCACACGCCAUUGCUACUCACAAGGCUCUUUCAAGCAUCAAAGGGAAACGACCGUUCAUCUUGUCGAGAUCGACCUACGUUGGAAUCGGGCAUUACGCGGCUCACUGGACGGGUGACAACACAGGGGAUUGGGACAAUCUCAAGUACUCCAUACCUGCGAUGCUCAACUUCGGCAUCUUCGGAGUGCCGAUGGUUGGGUCGGACAUAUGCGGGCACUAUCCUGCUUGGUCGUCGUCUAUGGAGGAGCUGUGCAAUCGCUGGAUCGAGGUGGGAGCUUUCUACCCUUUCUCGAGGAAUCACGCCAACCUCUGGUCGCCGAGGCAGGAGCUUUACCUCUGGGAAUCGGUGGCUGAAUCCGCGAGGAAUGCUCUGUCGAUGAGGUACAGGCUUCUCCCGUUUCUCUACACGUUGAACUACGAGGCGCAUACUACAGGCGCCCCGAUUGCUAGGCCGCUCUUUUUCUCGUUCCCUGGAUAUACAGAAAGUUACGUGAUCAGCACCCAGUUCUUGCUAGGCAGCAGCCUCAUGAUUUCGCCCGUGCUCGAGCAGGGGGAUACGCAAGUGAAGGCUCUGUUCCCUCCCGGAUCGUGGUACAACGUGUUCGACAUGUCAGAGUGUGUAGAAUCGAAGGGAGAGUAUUACACAUUGGAUGCACCAUUGAAUGUGAUCAAUGUGCAUCUCUAUCAGAAUGCCAUUCUGCCGAUGCAACAGGGUGGAAUGAUCACCAAAGAUGCGAAGACGACGCCGUUUAGCAUUGUGGUCUCAUUUCCUUUUGGAUCGUUUGUUGACGGAGGAGAAGCUAGGGGGAGGAUCUUCAUCGACAACGAUGAGCUCGUCGAGAUGAAAUUAGGGAAUGGGGAGUCGACGGUUGUCGAGUUACGUGCCACGGUGAUCCAUGGGAAUGUGACGUUGUGGUCGGAUGUUGAGGACGGAGAGUUUGUGUUGAGUAAAGGUUUGAUCGUUGAGAAGGUGAGCGUGUUAGGAUUGGGUGGGAGUGGGGCGCCUCGCGAUGUUCGAGUUAACUGGAACCCGAUCUCUGCUGAUUCGAAGAUACAGGUGAGAUCAUCGGAACAGAGGCGCAUUGGGAGAGAUGACAGGGGAAGUAUGAGUAUGAUGGUAGAGAUCAGCGGGUUGGAAAUUCCAUUAGGAAACAACUUCACUAUCACAUUGAACAUGCCUGAAUCCUAGGUAAUUAAGAUUUGAGUAAAUC